AUGGACGGCUAUGAUCCGGUACUUCUGCCACCGCCCCUCAUUCUUGGUACUCUAUCAGCCAUUGGUAUCACCGGCAACAUUAUUAUGAUCAUAGCGACAUAUAAAGCCAAGCUUGUUCAAUGUUCGAUUCCUCAAAGUUUUGGAGGGGCCUUCGCAAUUUUCAACCAAUCUGGAGCCGGAAUAAACAUAGCGAUUGUCACAGUAUAUGUUACUUCAUUUGUCAUUUUAAAACGGAAUAAUGCAAGUCCGAAAAUGAGAAUUGUGUUCAAGUCAAUUUUUGUGACGGUAGCGAUAGUAAUGGGAGGAUGGUUUGCAACAUUUAUUGUGAAUAAUCUGUGCCCUUAUAUUACCACUGACCCAUACUGGUCCUCUGUGAUCAACAUUUAUGCAGGAGUGAUGGUGAAUGCCUGUGUUGCUAUGAACGUUUUUGUUUACUACACAAUCAACACUGAAUAUCGAGAAGUCAUCAGAGGAAUGUUUGGCGUCAGAACAUCAGUCGCAAAAUUACACGAAAUCAGCACGAUGCAUGGGUCGGAAGGAAAGAAAACUAUUGUGACCACCGUCGUACUGUAG
Messenger RNA from Cylicocyclus nassatus, 573 nucleotides. Lineage: Eukaryota; Metazoa; Nematoda; Chromadorea; Rhabditida; Strongylidae. The record is from the annotation of a GenBank genome assembly.